CGGAAGUGCGCAGGCGCCUGCGGCUCGGCUGAGGGCGGUGCGGGCGAGUCUCUGGCUGUGCUGGUGCAUCUCUAGAUCCUUUCCAGGAGUUGCUAUGGGUGUGAGAGGUUUGCAGGGAUUUGUGGGCAGUACGUGCCCACAUAUAUGUACAGUAGUGAAUUUCAAAGAACUGGCCGAACACCACCGAAACAAGCAUCCUGGAUGUACUCCUACCAUUGUGGUUGAUGCCAUGUGUUGUCUCAGAUACUGGUAUACUCCUGAAUCUUGGAUCUGCGGUGGCCAGUGGCGGGAAUACUUUUCUGCUUUGCGGGAUUUUGUUAAGACUUUUACAGCUGUUGGCAUCAAGUUGAUAUUCUUCUUUGACGGCAUGGUGGAGCAGGAUAAAAGAGAUGAAUGGGUGAAACGAAGACUCAAGAACAAUAGGGAGAUCUCCAGGAUUUUCCAUUAUAUCAAGUCACACAAGGAGCAGCCAGGCAGGAACAUGUUCUUCAUCCCAUCGGGGCUGGCCAUCUUUACACGAUUUGCUUUGAAGACCCUGGGUCAGGAAACCCUGUGUUCCUUACAGGAGGCUGACUAUGAGGUGGCAUCUUAUGGCCUCCAGCAUAACUGUCUUGGGAUUCUUGGAGAAGACACUGACUACUUAAUUUAUGAUACUUGUCCUUACUUUUCAAUUAGUGAUCUCUGCCUGGAGAGUCUCAGUACUGUCAUGCUCUGUAGAGAGAAGCUCUGUGAGAGUCUGGAUAUCAGCCUGGCAGACCUUCCUCUUCUGGCCUGCCUGCUUGGCAAUGACAUAAUCCCAGAGGGCAUGUUUGAAAGCUUUCGGUACAAAUGCUUAUCUUCCUAUACCUCUGUAAAGGAGAACUUUGACAAAAAGGGUAACAUUAUCUUAGCUGUAGCAGACCAUAUAUCUAAAGUUCUUCACUUGCAUCAAGGUGAGAAAAAGCUAGAAGAGAUGUUACCUUUGGGACCAAACAAAGCUCUUUUUUAUAAGGGUGUGGCAUCAUAUCUUUUGCCAGGACAGAAAUCUCCGUGGUUUUUCCAAAAACCCAAGAGUUUAAUAACUUUGGACAAGCAGGUGUUAUCCAUGAGUUCAGACCCUGAAUCCAAGCAAGGAGUUCCCAUGUGUACAGACCCUGAACCCAAGCAAGGAGUUCCCACGUGCACAGACCCUGAACCCAAGCAAGGAGUUCCCACGUGUACAGACCCUGAACUCAAGCAAGGAGUUCCCACGUGCACAGACCCUGAACCCAAGCAAGGAGUUCCCACGUGUACAGACCCUGAACCCAAGCAAGGAGUUCCCACGUGUACAGACCCUGAACCCAAGCAAGGAGUUCCCAUUUGUACAGAUCCUGAACCCAAGCAAGGAGUUCCCAUGUGUACAGACCCUGAACCCAAGCAAGGAGUUCCCAUGUGUACAGACCCUGAACCCAAGCAAGGAGUUCCCAUGUGUACAGACCCUGAAUACAAGCAAGGAAUUCCCAUUUGUGUAGAUCCUGAAUCCAAGCAAGAAGUUACCCUCGAAUCCAAGCAAGGCGUUCCCAAAUGUACACACACUGAAAUCAAGCAAAAGUUACCUGUAGGGGCAGAUUCCGAAUUUAAGCUAGAAGCACCCAUGUGUAUAGACCCUGCAAUUAAACAACAAGACCUCAUGCAUAUGGAACCUGAAGUCAAACAAGAAACCUUGGUUUCAGACCCUGAAAUCUUAAAGGUCGCUAGAGCGCACCACGUCCGGGCGGAGAGCUACCUGGUGUACAACAUCAUGAGCAGCGGGGAGAUCGAAUGCAGUAACACGCUGGAGGACGCGCUCGACCAGGCUCUGCCCAGCCAGGCUUUUGUGUACCGCCCGGUGCGGCAGCGCGUGUACUCCCUCCUGCUGGGGGACGGCAGAGAUGGUGCCAGCACCUGCCCCACUGUCAAGGAGUGGUUUGUGUAUUCUGGGAACCCACUGAGGCACCCGGACCUCGUCAGGCCUCUGCAGAUGAACGUUCCAGGGGGAACACCUAAUUUGAAAUUAUUGUGGCUGAACCAAGAGCCUGGAAUGCAAGUCCGGCGCUUGGAUGCCCUCCUAGGCUGUUUGGACCUUUCCUCCUCCAGGGAAGAGCUGCAGGCGGUGGAGAACCCCUUCAAGGCAUUGUGCUGCCUCCUGAUCUACCUCUUUGUGCAGGUGGACACUCUUUGCCUGGAGGAUCUGCAUGCUUUUAUUGCUCAGGCCUUGUGCCUCCAAGGAAAGUCAACGGUGCAGCUUGUAGACUUACAGCUUGACUACAUCGACCCCCGAGCCGUGCAGCUUGGCUCCCUCCUGGUCCGCGGCCUCACCACUCUGGUCUUGGUCAACAGCGCGUGCGGCUUCCCCUGGAGGAUGAGUGACUUCAUGCCCUGGAACAUAUUUGACGGGAAGCUCUUUCAUCAGAAGUACCUGCAGGCGGAGAAGGGGUAUUCCGUGGAGGCCCUCGUGGAACAAAAUAGGUCCCGGCUGACCAAGUUCCACGCACUGAAGUCAGUCGUGUGCAAGGCGUGCGUGAAGGAGAACAGACGCAUCGUCAGCAAGCAGCACUGGCGCUCACACCAGCCAGGCAGGUGGGGGAGGCAGGGAUCUGGCUCCCACAGGACGAGCUCCGGGUACAGCCGGGCAGGCCAAGGACAGCACUGGAGGGACCAGGGACCAGGAAAUAGACAAUACGAGCCUGACCAUUGGAGAAGAUACCCAUCCUCUUCUGGGUGGUCCAACUGAUGCCCGCCUGCUGAACAGGACAGACCCUCACGGUUGGAGAGUAAUUUUAAAGCGUGGACGUUGAGCAUAAAGCCAGUACCUCUUGCUUAUCCACAACCAAGACAUAGAAUGAGGUAACGCGGUAUUUUACCCAGUCGUGGGCGCUCAGUACAGGUGUAUUGAAUGAGAUGAGCUGGAUGUGGUGUUCGUGAACUCCGCUCCAUUGUGCCAUUUACAUCAACACCAGAGCAGGGACGGCUUCUGGAAACCAGCAGCCAGGCAAGGCUGAGGGCGUUAGAGAAACCGCCAGCCCCUGCCCAGACGCAUUGUGGUGGCUGCAGCCCGCGUGCGGGGAUCAUCCCAAUUGCUGACUGUAAAUGUAUAGACCUUCGCAGAGAGAACGCAAAAACGACGAACGCCUGCGUCAGCCCGGGCUGCGCAGCUCCCGAGGGGCAGAGCCUGGCGUAGGGUUGCCCACCUGGCAACAGACCUUGUGUCUUCAAGCUGCUGCCCUUGAGUCCCUCAUGCUUGUGUUAAAAAUGCGAGUUCAGCAAGUGAUUUCCUGAACAGCCCACCCAGGCCUGGUAUGCGCAGGCCCAUGUGAAAGUUCACAGUGCUUCUCGGUGCGCCAGCUUAGUCUCCGGUCCUUGUUUAAAUGUGUCGGAAAUGUCAUCUGGUCACUGGCUCGGAAGUGCUGCAUGGCUGCAUGGGAACGACUGGUUUGUGGUUACCAUUUUGUUCUAGGGAAUAUAGCGGGACCACCUGGGGUAAAGGACGUGUGCAGGAUCUGAGAACAAGCAGCCCUUGGAGCCCAGUGGCUCACGCAGGACCGGGACUCGCGGCCCCCUUUCACAUGCUUGGUUGUGCGCACAAAGGAACCUCGGCCGCCGUACGGACAGUCUGAUUAGGCUCCUCUGCUCUCCUUUUGUUACGAUACUGACCUCUACUACGAGUUCGUCUGCUGUUAGAACAAGAAAUGAAGACCUGCUUCUCUGCUCCUGCUUUUCAUUUGUACCUGUCGUUAAAGUUCUACAGCUGGAAGAGCCACAGGCACCCAGCGACGUCCGGCCAGGUUUCUUGUGGGCUCUGCACCAGCAUCUUCGUUUCGCGCCGGGUUUAUGGAGUUCAGGGGUUACCAGCUGUAAGUCUGUGUACACCCUUGAAAAAAAAGUGGUAAUUCCUGUGUCAGUCUGCUACUGUUUUUCCAAAGCUAUUUAAAUACGUGCAAAUGUGCGUUAGAGUCCUUAUGCUCAGAGCUCUUUCUUAAUGCAGCUUUCAUUCCAAGAUGUCAUAUAAAUAAAAUGAAACUAGAUAAUGAAACAGGUAAUGUUUCCACAACCCCCAGGAGCUCCCAAUAGGCUGGCCAGCCCUGUGCUCGGGAAGAGAGGUCCGUACGAGACAGGGGCCGGUCGGAAUCCUCUUCUCGGGAGCUGCUCCACCAGCGUCCACAGGAGGGACGGAUGCUGGGUAGAGGGCAGAGGGUGGAAUGCCUCCCCAUCCCUGUCACCUUGGUGCCCAUGAUAGGAGCCCUGAGAGGACGCCUCUUGCUUGAACUUGCAGAGAGCAUCUGGCAUGGCUGAGCCCAUGGUGGCGUCCGGUGCGUUCCCCUGGCACGUCACUGACCGCCUGUCACACAUCUUGUAAGAGGGACUAGGUUUCCAAAGAGACAUCUGCCUUAUCCAUGAAUUUUUGCAACAGGAAUGACUUCAUGUAUUAUGUGGUUGAAAAGAAAAGAAAUAGUGAUGGCCAGUGAGCAUCUUCACAUCUUGGGUAAAGUGUGUAUUUAUAAAGCACUGAGCUCUUGGAUUUUAUGAAGCUCAGCGUCCAAAGGGCUGGACCUGUUCAUUUCUUCCCCAUCCUUUGAACUUUGUGUUUAAAAUUUCAAGCUCUUUCGGGCACCUGGCACAACUUAGGAAGAAAAAUAAGUCAGUAGCACCACCAUUUCCUGUCACAAAAAAGAAAAAAAAUACGCAGAAGGAAAAAAGCCUAUGUUGUGUGUAUGCCGA
This is a messenger RNA of Ailuropoda melanoleuca (giant panda), 4716 nucleotides long. It is a transcript of the gene FAM120B, whose product is annotated as family with sequence similarity 120 member B. Gene Ontology annotation, biological process: fat cell differentiation; peroxisome proliferator activated receptor signaling pathway. Gene Ontology annotation, cellular component: nucleus. Lineage: Eukaryota; Metazoa; Chordata; Mammalia; Carnivora; Ursidae. The transcript is spliced from 11 exons. The coding region runs from base 95 to 2731 and encodes 878 amino acids. The record is from RefSeq and is a predicted model, not a curated record.